CAAUGGCCGCCCAAUCUUCACUACUGUCGGGUGUGGUAUUUCGUGCGACUAUAGGCCUGCCAGUGUGUCGGCAGUGCUACGGUGCCCUUGGCUCGCUCGGGAGGCCUUCCCCGCGGGGCCUAGGCAGAGCUCCUCGGCGGAGGAAAGCAUCUGGGUUAGCCGUACAAGAAGCCUCGGGGACCAAACACCCGGCGGCUAGCUGGUUGCGUGUGGCCUCGUGGAGAAGAUGCAUGCAGACGUCAACUACACACCCACAUGACGAUGAUUCACGGAAAGAAGCUGUUGAGUUGAUCAACAAACUGACCACUGGCUACUGGGAAAACACCUUCAUCACUGCCGACAGAGCCUGCGAAGAGUACCUACUAGGCCCAGAGGAUUUGGGUGAGCUGACGACCAGAGUUGUACGAAGUGCCCACGAGACGACGUCCUCUUCCAAUGUCGUACUCUAUCUCAAGACUGAUGUGGAGAGAAGGGCUAUCGAGGUGUGGGGUAGCUGGCCAGCUCUUGAGGCCGAGCUAAGGAGAAGACAAACAGCAGAGAAGAGGAGGAGAAACGAAGGCAAGCAUGUGCUGGUCAUGUGACUCAAACUUCCCCAGGCCUUAGUGCUCUCAUUGCCCACCUCAAGAAACUACACAAAGACCAGUCUCGAAUGCAGAGGGAGGCCCAGGUGUACGGAGGAAAGGAAGAAAGGGUUAGUUUUCUCACAGGCUCAGCCAAAGUAGUACUGUUAGCCAUUGUCAGCAAUUUUGCAGUGCUGGUGUUCAAGACGGUUGCCUAUCUCCACACUGGUUCAGCAGCCAUGCUCUCUGAGGCCAUCCACUCACUAGCAGACAUGCUCAACCAGUGUCUGUUGGCGGUUGGUAUAGCUCAGUCUAUUAGGAGACCUGACCCUGAUCAUCCUUACGGCUGGUCUCGGGCUCGUUAUGUCUACUCCCUAAUCAGUGGAGUCGGGAUAUUCUUCCUGGGGUCAGGGGUCACCUGUUACCAUGGCGUCUCGGGAAUAAUGCACCCUCCAGUUCUGGAGUCACUCCCAGUAGCUUUCUCAGUAUUAGCUGCUUCACUGGCUGUUGAAGGAGCCACGCUGUGGGUAGCUGUGAAACAGGUGAGGAAAAGUGCGCAGGAGGCCGAGAUGACUUUCAAGAGCUACGUUCUAAGAGGUCGCGAUCCAGCAGCAGUGACAGUGUUACUAGAAGACAGUGCGGCCAUCACUGGUGUGCUGCUGGCUGCGUCAAUGCUGGGUCUGGCCCAAUACACUGGCAACACUCUCUAUGAUGCAAUGGGCUCCAUUGGCAUUGGAGGUUUGCUAGGAUUUGUGGCGCUGUUUUUGAUACAGAGGAACAGCAGCGCACUCGUCGGACAGUCAAUUCCACGAGAGGAUCUCAGAGAAAUUAUAAAUCUCCUGGAGAGUGAUGUCAUGAUUAGGUCUAUUCACGAUGUCAAGGCAACAGACAUGGGUGCUGACACAGUGAGGUUCAAAGCAGAGGUCAAUUUCGACGGGAGGGAAGUGGCCAGGGCACACGUCAGUAGACUAGACCUCGAGACAGUACUAAAGGAGAUGCAGUCAUUUUCAACGUCGGCUGAUGUAGAGCGAUUUCUACUGCUACAUGGCGAACACAUUGUUGACGUAUUGGGCAGCGAGGUUGACAGAAUCGAGUCAAAAAUCAAAAAACAUGCUCCAGAAGUAAGACAUUUAGACUUGGAGAUCCUUUGACGUUUUCUUAGUGAUGAACAACCGCAUGCGCUUAUUUUCUUAAUUUCACGCGCGUGCGCAAAAAGUGGGGGCGGGGCAGUUUACAUCUUUUCUCACACUGCACCACACGAGCUUGAUUCUGCUGCUAAUUAGCGUUUUUGGCGCUCUUUCGACGAACCGAAAGACAAGAAAUUAGAGUAUCUAAAGACCAUGUCUAUGGACGAAGGGGAGUCCGUAGAGUCGUUGAUAAGCCGGAGGAGAGCUGCACAGACGGUGGAAAUAAGAGGAUGCAAGUCUCAGGGGCUCGGGAUAAGGAUCGUGGGCGGGCGCAACAUGACACUCGCCGACGGCAGAUUGUCCGAUUUCGGGAUUUUCGUCAAGGAAGUCAUCCCGAACGGUUUGGCAGAUAAAGACGGUCGGCUGAAGAAAGGGGACCAACUUUUGGAGGCCAACGGGAAUGGUCUUGUUGCAGUAUCCAACAGCAUGGCUGUGGGCAUUCUGAAGGAGGGUGUAGCAACUGACUGCAUCACUCUCCUGGUUGCCAGGGAUACUCAGUCACAGUCCGAGUUCAAACGACUCUCCCAGGAUUUUGACCGGAGCCCACCACAGCUCAAGGGAGGUAGUCGUGACAACCAAGUUCCACCCAUUGCCUCCUCCACACCCCUUCACCCACUUCCCGUCUCCACGGAAACCAAAUCCUCUCUGUCAGUUCUGCAGUCGACCCUGGUUACGGAUCUGGCGAACCAGCGAAACUCCUCCUCCAGUGAGCUGACAAACAUCACCACUACUGACAUCAGCAGCCACGGAGAAGAAGAAGAAGACGAUGACGAGAGAGAUCAAACUUCGUCUCAAGGGGCGGGGCCAAAGACCUGGGAGUCAUCAAGACUCGAUAAUCCCGUUGCCCUGAGCGACAUUGUGGUGACAGUUCCGUUGGUGGACACUCCCCCUCGUUCCAGUACUAAUAAGAAUUCUACAGCCAUGAAUGGGGAGACAGAGUCUGAGGAAGACGAUGCUCCUCCCCCUCCCCUCCCCUCCUCCCUACCUCCUGGGGACAUGGCAGAGGAGACUGAAUCCCCCACCUCUCCUCCUCCCCCACUCCCCACUUCUCCCAUGCCUGAUGAAGAUGAGGAACUUAUACUGCCAGAUGAGGACAAGCUGACACAGGCCGAGGCGGGCAUGACUACCAUUGGAGUUUUAACAACCAACACCUUCCUUGAUCGGAAAUCUCCAGAGGGAAAAUCAGUGUCGUCGCCCCCUCCGCUCUCCCCCACCUCACCUCCCCACCGCUCCACCCUCACCAUCCCCAAGGGUGUCAGUGGCCUCGGAGUAAACCUGGAGGGAGGUCCGGGGCAGCCGCGUGGCCCGUACAUCGUCAUCGGCAGCAUCACCCCUGGCUCCGAUGCUGCUAAAGACGGGAGGUUGCUGGUUGGGGACAGAAUACUCUCUGUGAACGGAGAGUCAUUUUCAGGCAUCAGCCGAGAGAGAGCUCUCACCAUCCUCACCCAGAUGAAGGGAAGGUCAACAGUGAAAUCUUACACUAUUGAAUAUGAAAGACCUGUUGCCAUUGGUGGCCCUAACGAUGAGGAUUCCCCCUUUGAAUCUCUCCCUCCGCGAACUCUAACCUCUGAUUCCAUAUUUGAUUCUGACACACUACCAGCGUCAGUUGCCAGGACAACCAGUCAAACUGGUGCUCAACCCGGCGAUGCUCUUGGCCCCUCUCCGUCGUCCGUCGCCUCAACCUCUGCCCCACUCGUGGGUGGGAAGGGCGUCAUGCCCAGGAGGUACAUGGGGAAGAAAGAACCAGUUGAGAAAGGGAAACACGACUCCAUCUCAAAGAGACUUUCCAUGGAUCCAGCUGCCAGAGUCUCCCUCCAGAAACUGGAGCUGGCUCUGCAGUUCAUGGGUAAGGUGCUCACAACGCCGCAGAAAGAACUGGUGCACGCGAAGCUCGAUGUCGAUUCGAGCGGAAAGGUCGUCUUCUCUGAGUUCGUCCAGCUGGCCCAGGAGAUGUUUGCCUUCAAGAUGGAGGGUGCACACCUGGAGGCCGGCCUGGUGUUGGCCCUCACUCAGAAGGACAGUAUGGAGUUACCUCCGUACCCUCGCAAGGCCGGCAGUGUCGAUGCUUUGCCACUAGACUCUCUCCAGCAGGCCCCUCCCUCUCCCUCUAAAAUUUCCUCCUCACAACCUCACAUCUCCACCACCACCCUCCCUCCCUCCCCGCCUCCUCCCCUUCUCCCCGAGGAGGGGAGGGACACGCCUCCCUUACUCCAGAAGGAGACUGAACUGAGGAGACAGAGAGAGCAACUGGUGCGACUUGGGAACCAACAGAAACGAUACGAAUCAAGAAAGGACAGUGGAGGAGACAGUUACCUCGGCACCGUGUCCGACACCUUGCUACUGAGGGAGGCGGGGCUUCCGAGGCCAGUGGGCGGAGUCUUCAGCAGUAAAAAUUACACCGGAGAAGAACUGAACGAGAAUCAGGUUUUUUAAUCAAUUCUGUUAGCUACUGGCAUUCUGGCAAAGCUUUGCACUUCACGUUAGCCUCAUGAUGAAACCUGCGUGAAUCUCUCUCUCUCAUUACACUCACACCACACAUAAAGGUACUAAGGAAGAAGGUUGCCAUGCUUGAGUCGGCUCUGCGAGAGAAAGAGCGGGAAACAGAGCUGCUGCAGCUGGUUGCCCCCGGAUCCUCCAGGGAGACGCAGCUCCUCAGACGACAGAUUGUCGAGGGCGAGGAACACAUGGCACAGAAAGAACUGCGCUGCCGACAACUGGAAGAGACAAUACGUCACAUGGAGGUGGAGUUGGCUGGACUUCGCCGGAGACCUGUGGAACAGCCCACAGUAGAGCUGCGAAGCCAGCUGGCAACCCUGGACUGUCAGCUAAGAAAAGAACAGGCGAUUACGAGACGUUUUCAAACUACGACUGAGACACUACUGCAGUUUGUGGAGAUGUGCCACGAAGCUCUUGUGAAGUCUCCUGAAGCUACCAAAAUUCUGUACCAUCGGCACGGGAAUGGAGAGACCGCCCAGCGAGGGGACGCGGUCACGGGGAACCCCCGCCCCCCUCCCUACCUCGCUAAGCACGCUAAGGUGACCUCUGUGACCCUGGCACAGGAGGCCCACGAGACUAUGCUCUCUGUACACAAGAUGCUGCAGCUCAAGAACCUUCCCUAUGGAUGGGAGGAAGCCUACACUGAGGAAGGAGAGAAGUACUACAUAAACCAUGAGACUCAGACAACAUCGUGGGUCCAUCCAGUGACCCAUGUGAGUGCCGUCCCCUCCUCCCCCUCCUCCUCCUCACCCUCCAGGCGGAGUGGGCGGUCCUCCCGAAGCUCCUCCCACCACUCCCUCACUGCUCCACCCUUCACACAAGCCACACCCACCAAGACACCAUAGCCUUCUCUAGAAAACCCACUAUGAACAAUAAGUAUAAUUAUGAAGAAUAAAUGUUCGCCAGACGUUAAUGUUUUCAACCCAACAACCCACUAUUAUAGUGAAAUUAUUUUUCGGUCUUAUCUAGCCACGUGACAAUGACAUAUUAUCUGUGCUGCCAACGCAAUGCUCUAUAAUAUGUGAUCCAGGGAAAAGGAGAGUAUAUAUGUGUGCUUCAAUAUGGCAUCACUUUAUGCAUGCAAAUUUGACAAGCACUGCGCGUGCUCUACGCCAG
Molecule: messenger RNA, 5359 nt
Organism: Geodia barretti
Lineage: Eukaryota; Metazoa; Porifera; Demospongiae; Tetractinellida; Geodiidae
Source: the annotation of a GenBank genome assembly